UGGGAGGAGGAAAGUAAUGGCUGACCCCACCGGUGCCGAGGAUUAUCGAAACAAGGCAGAGAUCGGAGUCUAGUCCAUUUUCAAAGAUAAUAAAACAAUCAUGAUGCGUUGGAUACAUUUAGCGCUUCUCCUGAUUGCGCGUCCUUGCUUUUCAGACGAUGGGCAUGAAAUGGAGGAGUUUCUCAAGAGAGAGUACUCUCUUUCCAAACCAUACCAAGGUAUUGGAUCAUCCGGCUCUUCUCACUGGGAACUGAUGGGAGAUGCUAUGGUAACAAUCGACCAGGUGCGGCUUACACCGGACAUGCAAAGCAAACAGGGGGCGGUGUGGAGCCGUAUGCCUUGCCAUCUCAAGGAUUGGGAGCUCCAAGUACACUUCAAAAUCCACGGCCAGGGCAAAAAGAACCUCAAUGGUGAUGGCCUGGCCAUUUGGUAUACUAAAGAACGCAUGGAGCCAGGCCCUGUGUUUGGCAAUCAAGAUAACUUCACAGGUCUUGGGGUAUUUGUUGACACAUACCCAAAUGAGGAGAAGUACCUGGAGGCACAGAAGAAGAGGUACACCCCUCGCUCCGAGCGUAUUUUCCCAUAUGUUAUUGCAAUGAUUGGGAAUGGGACCAUAAGUUAUGACCACGAUAGGGAUGGACGACCCACAGAGCUAGGUGGCUGCAACGCGAUGGUGCGCAACCUCAAACAUGACACCUUCCUCUUCAUCAGAUAUGUACGCCGCAGGCUAACGGUCAUGAUUGAUAUUGAUGGCCAGCAUGAAUGGAGGGACUGUCUGGACAUCCCUGGCGUGCGGCUGCCAGAGGGCUACUACUUUGGGGCAUCAGCUCUCACUGGAGACCUCUCAGACAACCAUGACCUGAUUUCCUUGAAGCUCUAUCAGCUGACAGUUCUACGCAGCAAACUGGAGGAGGAAGAGGAGGAGGAAGAGAUCAAGGUCCCUAGUGUGGACAACGUGGACCUCCUGAGACCCUACACCACUAAUGAAGGCAUGAGUGGGGUAGCCAUCUUCUUCACUGCCCUCUUCUCCAUGCUGGGCCUCUUUCUCCUAAUUGUGGUGGGCCUGGUUCUCUAUAGCCACUGGUCGGAGAGCCGGCGAAAGCGGUUUUAUUGAGGGAGGUUCUACAGGGAAGGACCAGACCUCUCUUUAUCAGAACCCAAUUUUUAAAAACACAGAAGCGCUACAGAUUGGAAGGAAAUGAAACCCUCUUGGAAUGCUUCCAUCACAGUAACAUCUCUGAAAUCCCACCGCUGACCCCAAGAAAUGGACCAAAGGUCACUUUUUUACCUCUGCAAAAGACACUGACACAUGCCCUUCUAUCAAAAAAAACACUUUGAUGACCUGACGUUUCUCAACUGGUCCCCUUCACUCUCGUGAAGUUGUCUGGUUAUCAACCUGAUGACACUAAAAGGUAGUUUGCAGGUGAUUGUUUUUCCGUCUUCCUGCAGUUCUUGGUACUGAUUUUAAUUAUAAGAGUGGCAGUGUGGCUGAAUUGUUUAGUGAGAGACCAAUUUGAGGUCUUGCCAGAUGUGUUUUCUAAAAAAUGGUGUGGCAGUGUUAUUGAGUACACUGAAGGGCAACUCAGCUCUGUAUUGCACUGAAAAGCUGAAAUUCCAUCUUUGCCAUGUUUUAGCUCAUGCACUGCAAUGAAAGCUCUAAAAUAUUGCACUGAAUGGGCUGAACUUAGUAUGCUAUUAGUGUACAAGGGCCUCCUACUAAAGCCGUGACAUUUACCAUGAUACAGUUAUGCUGGUAAGUUUACACACAUCCAUGCUAAAGUUGACUAAAAAGAGGAAUAAAAAAAUGAUCUUUUGGAAAUUGAUCUUAAUGCCUUAAGAAAAAAAAUGAGGAAAUAUCCAACCUUUAAGGACACCAAUUUUCUUUGAAUUAGAUUUUCUGUGAAUGAAUAAUGUAUCGCAAAUAAAUAAAUGUCCUUCCUUAAAAUACAGGUUAAUAGUAUAAGUAUACACGCCCCUAUGGUAAAUUCUCAUAGAGCCAGGCAGAUUUUUAUUUUUGAAGGUUAUUGUUACAGUUAUUUCAUGGAUCCAGGAUACUAUGCAUCCUGAUAAAGUUCCCUUGGCCUUUGGAAUUAAAAUACCCCCACACUUCCCCCCCAUAUAUUUUAAUUAAGCCAUUAAGAUCAAUUUCCAAAAGAUGAUUUUUUAAUUCCUCUUGUUAGUCAACUUUAGCAUGGGUGUGUAAAGCACAACUGUAAGUCAUCCUGAAGAAUCAUUGGGAAUGUUGUAGUCCUUUUGAAGACAAUUGCUCCCUUGUUUUGCCUUUUCAUUUUGUGUUAUUUAUUAUGCAACAGAUGCUUAUGAAAUUGAAUGUGAUUGUGCAUGAAGAUCCAGAUUUUUAACAAUAUUUCAUAGAUACCAAACAGACCAAGUAAAUAAUUGUGUGUGACUGUAUGAGUGAGCACUGAAAAAAAGGAAUAUACUUUUAAUUUUGAGUAUGAAUUAUAUGAUACUGAGCUAAUCUGCACAGAGAAUAUAUUGUCUUAUGUAGUAAGCUGUUCAUAAGUGACCUUCAUUCUGCCUUCAUUGCAAGUAAUAUUACUGAUCUUUUUUUUUAAUAUAUAUUAUGGCUCUAUGAAUUUGUUUUCUGUAGCCUACAUCACAAGCCUCAUGGAGAAGGGUUCAGGAGUCUAUCUGAGGGUUUAGGUCUCAUCCUUGAGGAUUUAUGCCAGUCACUUUCUGUUUUCUGUUUGUCUUCUAGAAUAUUUUCUCUAAAAAGUCUGCCUAUCUUGGUACAAGUCUGAUGCUGUAAUUUGUCAAAUGAUGCUGUAGGCUACUGAAUGGAGAGGAUUGUGAGAUAGUGUCCAACAAGGCUGGAGGAAACAUUUGAGAGAUAAAUCAUGUCUUUGGUCACUGCACAUAUUGUUUACAAGCCUUAUAUUUAUGUUUAUUUAUUUAUUGGUGUAUUUAUUUAAAUUCAUCUACAUUUAUGUGUGCCUGUGUGAUGUAUUUAUCCUAUUGCCAUCAACAAUUUCCCUAA
Alosa sapidissima (American shad) is the source of this 2998-nucleotide messenger RNA. It is a transcript of the gene lman2la, whose product is annotated as lectin, mannose-binding 2-like a. NCBI's taxonomy places the organism in Eukaryota, Metazoa, Chordata, Actinopteri, Clupeiformes, Clupeidae. Bases 101 to 1114 code for a protein of 337 amino acids. Gene Ontology annotation, molecular function: D-mannose binding. Gene Ontology annotation, biological process: endoplasmic reticulum to Golgi vesicle-mediated transport; endoplasmic reticulum organization; Golgi organization. Gene Ontology annotation, cellular component: endoplasmic reticulum-Golgi intermediate compartment; endoplasmic reticulum membrane; Golgi membrane. The record is from RefSeq and is a predicted model, not a curated record. The transcript is spliced from 9 exons.